This is a messenger RNA of Amoebophrya sp. A25, 1250 nucleotides long. The record is from the annotation of a GenBank genome assembly. Lineage: Eukaryota; Dinophyceae; Syndiniales; Amoebophryaceae.
AUGGGCAAGCGGUUAACACUGCAAAGGCCUUUUUUGCACAAAUACAAGCGGGAAGUGUGGUUUCCACAAACGAGGAAGCAGGUUUUGUUGUAUGCAGCGGCGACAAAGUUGAUGAUAGAGUGGCAAGCCCGUGAAGAAAAUGAAAAUGUUCUAGCUGUCUUUGGGAUGCUGAAAGGGAUGCAUGAGCGGUCAUUGGUAAUGCGCAGGUUUCACGAGGCCGCACACAGCACAGAAGUAAUCGACAUUAAGAGUGCGCUACCUCCACAGCAGAGGACGACGAUGCCGAGACAGCGCAUGUAUGCGGAACAAGUGCUGGUAGAUGAUGAUGUCUGAACUUGGGCAGAUGAACCGAAAGCGAGAACGAAGAGGAUGGACACUAGAGCGGCGAAGAAGAUAAGGACAAACUUAGAUGCACUAAGAAAAAUUAAGUCCCCACCUCACAUAGUAAGGAAAGCGUUUAAAGAGGUGACUGAUGGCAUGAAAAAAGAACGACUCGAUAAUGAUGCGUUUACCAAGGUACUAAGUCAAGAAAAAGAGCAAGAUGAGAAAAAGGUGGAUUAAAAAUUAGGGAAUUAGUAGCGGGUGACUACUUAUGGUGUAUCCUAUUGAAAGUUGUUGAUUGAAAAUGGAUUCUGAUUGUCCCUGAAAGAAAACGAUGACGAAGAAAAAGUAGGUGGAUGGGCAAGCCGUCUGUAAGAGCAAGCUGUUGGUAAGAAGUAAGACGCAAUGGGAGAAUGCUGCUUUUGACGGAAGCCAAUCAAAGACCCUUUGCAGGAAAGAUGGUAAGGGGAUAAAAUUUGUCGAAAGCGAAUUCUUGGCAAGUAAAUCCCGGGUGGUGGUAAGUGUGAAAUUCCGAAAAAUAAUCCCCCUCACCUGUCAACAAAUGAAAAUGAAAGAAAGUGAAUGGUGAAAGUAUUUUAAGAAUUAAAACUUACUGUCAGGAGCCAAGGUUUGAAAAGAGGUGGAAAGUAAGGCUUCAGGACAUCCAUGUAGUUGAGUCGGUGGGUGUCCAAUGAAUAGAAGAAGGAAAACUAUGGAAAGGGAAGAAGGACUCUGUGUAACCUUAGUUUGGAAGUAGCAAGUGUCCCAGGUACGUAUAUAGAAAAGAUGGAACCUCAUUUGACGAAAAACGAGAAGGAGUUAUGCUUGGAUGAGCGUAGUCAUCUAUUGGGGUGAUCGAUGUCUAAAGAGUCUCGAGAGGGGAGCUAAUUCAUGGUAGGGCUUUGUCUAGGAAGGGAGGUAGGGCUAGC